UCAGCUGGUGAAACCACAUGACCCGAGCCUGGGGCCGGAAGCUACCUAUCCGGUAGACGGCUCCCCCGGCACCUUCGACAGCGAUGACUUCCGCACUGACCCAGGGGCUGGAGAGAAUCCCAGACCAGCUUGGCUACCUGGUGCUGAGCGAAGGUGCAGUGCUGGCGUCAUCUGGGGACCUUGAGAACGAUGAGCAGGCAGCCAGUACCAUCUCAGAGUUGGUCAGCACAGCCUGUGGCUUCCGGCUGCACCAUGGCACGAAUGUCCCUUUCAAGCGCCUGUCUGUGGUCUUUGGUGAACACACGCUGCUGGUGACUGUGUCCGGACAGAGGGUGUUUGUGGUGAAGAGGCAGAACCGAGGCCGGGAACCUAUUGAUGUCUGAGCUGCUGAAGGCUCUGGCUGGAGAAGUGGACUGUUGCUAGGCCCUGUGAUGGGGACCUGUCCCCUACCUUUCUCGCUGCUGGAACUGGGCCUGUCCUUGCCACCUCCUCACCCCGACUCAAGGCACAAAGGCUUAGUGAUAUCUAUGUUAAGGGAAACUAUGGCAAGAGGGUCCCCUCCUUUCUGCCCUUCUGCAUAAUAAACAGCAGUCCCACCCUU
Molecule: messenger RNA, 601 nt
Organism: Phodopus roborovskii (desert hamster)
Lineage: Eukaryota; Metazoa; Chordata; Mammalia; Rodentia; Cricetidae
Gene: Lamtor4
Product: late endosomal/lysosomal adaptor, MAPK and MTOR activator 4
Exons: 4
Coding region: 84-383 (99 amino acids)
Biological process (GO): cellular response to amino acid stimulus; positive regulation of TOR signaling
Cellular component (GO): lysosome; Ragulator complex
Molecular function (GO): guanyl-nucleotide exchange factor activity
Source: RefSeq, a predicted model, not a curated record